AUGGAAGCGCGGGCGACAAGGAUAACCCGGGAGGAGAAGAAGGAGCUCGACGUCCUCUCGCGCUACGUGCCUCGCAUCGUGCUCUCCAACUACAUUGCGUCGCGCGCCAAGCUCGAGGCGCCUGCGAUAGCAUCGUUUACGGCGGUCGUUGCCCUCUUUGAUAUCUCGGGCUUCUCAACGCUCGCCGACCGCCUCGCUCGGGAAGAGACCCACCGGGCGCCCGUGCCGACUGGCGCUGAGGCAAAGUCGCGCAUGAGCAUGACGGGGAAGCUCGACAUCUCGCGGUCCGCGAGCCAUCGGCGCGUGAGCACCGCGUCCGACAAGGUCUCGCUGCGCAUCGGCCACGACGUCGAUGACACCGCGCCGUCCUCCGACAAGCGCGGCAGCAUCGUUGGCGACAAGGCGAGUUUUCCCGAGCGGCAUAAUUCAACUGGCGAUGCGUCGGCCAAGAAAAGCAUGCCGGCGCGGGCCGGCAUGGCCGUCGAGCAGCUCACGCGGCAUCUCAACCAAACACUCGCUCCCGUGAUUGACAUCAUCACCGAGCACAACGGCGACAUCAUCAAGUUUGCCGGCGACGCGAUGAUUGUCAUGUGGGAGACCGAAUCGUCCGCGCCUCGUACCGACAGUACGCCAUUAACUCCCGUCGACCACGGGCUGCUCGUGCACACUGCAAUACUGUGUGCGCUCAAGGUUCUCGGCAUGCUGCGUGGUCAGCCGGCCGGAAGCCACCGGCUCGGCAUGCACGUCGGCAUGGGUCUUAGCACAGUCACUGGGAAUCACGUCGGUGGCCUCUUGAACCGAUGGGAGUUUUACGUGGCGGGUCACGCCAACCAGCAAAUGUCCAUGGCCGAACACGACGCGGGCGAGGGCGAGCUCGUGGUCUCGUCCGAGUGCUACCACGCGCUGGUAGCGUCUGCGGCGAUUGAAAACCUGGCUGUGCAGUCAACGGUGCUCCUCACGGGCAACUACCGCAUCGACAGUCUCGAGAGUAAUACGCCGCGCGUGUACCCGACAAGACCAUUAGAGCUCUCGGGGGACCUUAUUCCGCUCAUCAAGUCGUACGUCCCCGGCUGCAUCUCGCUCUCGCUUGGGAAAGGGAAGCUUGUGAUCAACGGCAUGCGCUCGAUCACGGCGAUCUUUAUCAAGUUUAGCGAGAUUUUAACGAUUACGGACCCGCAAGCGCAGCUCUUGGAGGUGCAUCGCUGUCUCUGCGCCGUGCAAGACGCCGCCUACCGCGUGCACGCUACAAUCCGACAAUUUCUCAUCGAUGACAAGGGCGCCGUGGCCAUCGUCAUUGUCGGGCUGCCCCCGUUCUACCACGAAAACAACGCUCUACAUGGCAUUCGCAUGGCACUCUACCUGCAAGAGAAAGGUGUCAAAGCCUGCAUUGGCAUCACGUCCGGGCCCGCGUUUUGCGGCAGCAUCGGCAGCGCGGUGCGGGCCGAGUAUGCGGUCGUGGGCGAUACAAUCAACCUCUCGGCGCGGCUCAUGUCGGUGGCGUUGCCCGGCCAAAUUCUCUGCGACGAAGCGACGCAGUCGGCAACCACAACGUUAUUUGAGUUUGACCAAGGCUCGCCGGUGCUCGUCAAGGGAAAAGGGACGACGAUCACCGUCUUUCGAGUCUUUCGCGAUGCAAAUACCGACAACAAGGCGCACCCGCUCGACCAUGGCGAGAUCUUCUUGUCGCCCGACAUUUACGUCAAUGUGAUCAAGCGGGUUCAAGCGUUUGCUGCUCGGUUUCAAUCGACCGACUCGUCGCAUAUGCCGUCGGAGCAACUCGACCCGCUUCAGAAGCGAGUCGUCUUACUUCGGGGGCUUACCGGUGUCGGCAAGUCGUGCCUCUUGCGCCACUUGACCAAGGUCCACCCCAACGUCGUGUAUGCCGCCGGGGACUCGGUGGAGAAGAACACACCCUUGUAUAUAUGGAAGAAACUCAUGAGCACCAUCAUCUGUGGCACCAACCGCGUCAAAGCCCACCGCGUCGAAGAGUCGGAUGCAGGCUUCGUCGUCCUCGGCCGCCGACUCUCGGUGCUCGAUCAUAACAACAAUGCUUCGAGAUCGCCCAACGGCAGCGGCCAGACAUUGGCGACGGCAGGUAGCAUGCGGUCGCUGCCACCGACCGUUAGUGGCAGCGCACGCGCCUUGACGCAAAACACUCUCGCGCGCGGUGUGUCGUGGCGGACCAACACUUUGGCGCCGUCGCCAUCGGGGCGUAUGAUCGACGUCAUCGUUGUCAACACGGAAAAGUCGCGAUUACCCGGCGCCGUCGUCACGAGCAAGAACAGCGGCAACAACGACGACGACGACAACGACGACGACGACGACGAUGGUGACGAUGAUGACGACGAUGAUGACGACGAUGCAAACGCCGACCGAUCGCGCGUCGAGUCACUCGUGUCGGCCGUGCGUAUUGAUCAGUCUAUCGCGCUCGGUAGCGGCCUUGCGUUUGUGAAUUCGGUUGUGCAGUCGGGAAGCCUCUCGCCCGAGCUGCUACCGUUGCUCAAUUUCUUCAUUCCGCACUGCUUUCCCGAAAACAACUAUACGCUCGCGCUCGCGGCCAACAAGGACGCGCUGCUCAAGGAGCUGAUCGUGAUGGUCGUGGCGAUCCUCCAGCAAGCGUCCAUGAGUCGCCCGCUCCUCUUCGUCGUCGACGAUGCGCAGUGGGUCGACGGACAAAGCUGGGACCUCCUCACGACGGCCGCAAGUGUCUCGAGCAACAUUGCAGUCGUCGUCGCCCACCGCACGGACGCGGCACCGAGCCACGACGCGUUCAAGAAGCUCGAGAUGGCACCACUGACUUUUCGGUAUGAACUGAGCAACCUCAGUCUUCGCGACACGUCGCUCUUUCUGAGUCAUCGGUACGGCAUCGCUAUCAUGAACUCGUACUUGCUCGAAUUCGUCCACGGCCGCGCCCAUGGCAACCCGCGCGACACGAUCACGCUCAUGGAGCGGCUCCUCGAAGUCGAAGCCAUCGAAAUUGAUGUCACGCGCGGUGUCUGCCAUGUCCACAAGGACGUUCACGAAGUCGAUAUGGAGGUGUCGGUGCAGACGCGUGCCAAGGUCAUGUACCACUACGACUCGCUCUCGAUGAUCUCGCAGCUCGCACUGCGCAUUGCGAGCGUCGGCCUCGAGUACGUCUCGCUCGACUGCCUCUCGUUUGUGCUGCGCACGGUGUUUCAGCUCGAAGCCGACAGCAGCUUUGCACCAAAAGCGUCGUACGACGGCAGCGUCCACAGCGGCGGCUCGACACGGCUGCUCGCACAGACAGUCACUAUCCAAGCGCUAAGUGGACUUGGUCCGCUCGAAGCCGCCGGCAUCCUCAAACUUGACAAGCACAACGAGACCAUCGAGUACACGUCGUCCGAAGCCCGCACCGUUGUGUACAAUGUCAUGCUGCCGUCGCAGCGGGAGGUUAUCCACAAGGUCUUUGCCAAUUGGUUUGAAUACGAAGUGCCCAGCCACCGGCUACCGCGGUUCCAGUACUACAGCCAUCUCGCGUACCAUCAGUCGCGCUGCCGCAUGUACACCGAUGCAAUGGACCACUACUGCCGCGGCGCCGAAGAAGCCCUGCUGCGCGGCGUCUCGGACUAUGCCCUCACGUGUCUCACCUCCGCCGGUGACGUGUUGGCGCUCACCGACGCGACGUUGGGGGGCAGCGGGUCGAGUGGCCGCCACUUGGCGCUGGUCGGGUCGAGUGACCGCCACGCGGCGCGGCGCCUAUCGCGCCUAUCGCGCGGCCCGUCGCUCCACUUUGCGUCUAACGAUGAAAGAAUCACAUUGCACCAAUGCAAGAUCGAGUACCUCACGGGCCUCGUCAUGGUUCAAAAGUCCGAGUGGACCGCCGCCAUCGAACACUUUCAAGCCACGGUUGCCAUCUACGAGCACCUUGUCAGCGGUCGUCCAAAGCCGACCACGUGGCGCAUUCCGGCCUUUCUCCAUUUCCCGCGCUUCUCCAAGUUGCUCUUCUGUCGGUCGUCGCCCGUCGGACCCUUCCAGCACCCACCCACAACAGCGCUCGCCGACCAAGUCGAGGCGUACGUCCGCGUGGCCAAAGCGCUUGCGGCGCAGAUCGUGGCCGCCGAAGCCGCGCGUGAAAAAGCCAGCAACGCGAUUCGUCUUCUCGGGCUCCGAAGCAUCUUUAGCGCCAAGCCGCCAUCAGGUACGACGUCCGAGGCCACGUUUGUCGCCUUUCUGCCCGGGCGAAAACCCCGGCAGAAGCUCCAGCGCAACAUUAAGAUGGACCUGUCGACCGAGGCAUCCUCCCGGCGCAAGCUGCCGAUCAAGCUCCUGUCGCAGUCGCACCUCUUUUCAUCCAAGCGCGGGCUCCUGGCACCGGCCGUUGUGUCGCCCUCGGACGACCGCGGCUCGACCAAAAUCCCGCCAUCAAUGGUACCACCCAGCUCCGAGCUCAUGGAUCAACGCCUCGCGUCGACCAAGGUCGCUCCGCCAUUAGCCAGCGAUGUCGACGCUGCAUUGGCGCCGCUGCUACCGAUCGAGCGGCGAGCACCCGUGUAACCAAAUAGCAGACCGC
Messenger RNA from Saprolegnia parasitica CBS 223.65, 4531 nucleotides. RefSeq lists its product as hypothetical. Bases 1 to 4515 code for a protein of 1504 amino acids. Lineage: Eukaryota; Oomycota; Saprolegniomycetes; Saprolegniales; Saprolegniaceae. Gene Ontology annotation, biological process: intracellular signal transduction; cyclic nucleotide biosynthetic process. Gene Ontology annotation, cellular component: cytoplasm. The transcript is spliced from 7 exons. The record is from RefSeq and is a predicted model, not a curated record. Gene Ontology annotation, molecular function: adenylate cyclase activity.